Molecule: messenger RNA, 1287 nt
Organism: Talaromyces atroroseus
Lineage: Eukaryota; Fungi; Ascomycota; Eurotiomycetes; Eurotiales; Trichocomaceae
Product: Serine/threonine-protein phosphatase 2A activator 1
Exons: 3
Coding region: 1-1287 (428 amino acids)
Biological process (GO): mitotic spindle organization
Cellular component (GO): nucleus; protein phosphatase type 2A complex; cytoplasm
Molecular function (GO): protein tyrosine phosphatase activator activity; peptidyl-prolyl cis-trans isomerase activity
Source: RefSeq, a predicted model, not a curated record
AUGUUUCCUCGCAAAAUCGACGGCAAGUCUCAGUCAUGGCAAUACAAUUCUCACGAUAUCGAGUUCUCCGAGCCUGUUCGUCGAAUACAACUGCUCUUGUCAAGACUCGAGAGCAUCAUAGACGAGGCCCCCCCCGACACUGGCCCCAGGCGUUUUGGAAAUAUCAGCUUUCGGAAAUGGUAUCAAAUACUGGAAAGCAGAGUGGCAGAACUUUUUGAUGAGGCUCUUGGUUCCGACUUCCAUGAAACCUCCACAAAUACGUCCGCUAAAGAGGCAACAGCUAGGACAGAGCUAACAGCCUACUUCCUCGGGAGUUUUGGCAGUGCGCAAAGACUUGAUUAUGGCACAGGUCAUGAACUGAGUUUCCUGGCUUUCUUGGGAUGUCUUUGGAAACUCGGCGCAUUUCCAGACGCUGACCCUGGUGUUGAAGAAAGGGGUAUCGUUCUCGGAAUCAUAGAACCGUACCUAGAGCUUAUUCGAAGUUUAAUAAAGACAUACAAUUUGGAACCUGCAGGGACUCACGGUGUAUGGGGUCUUGAUGACCAUUCCUUCGCACCCUACAUUUUCGGCUCGGCACAGUAUUCUCCUGCCAUUCACGAGUCGGACGAGACGCCAACAGAGGGCUCCUUGCUUGGUGUCCCCUCACCGACCCAAAUUACAAAAGAUAAUAUUGUACAAAAAGAAAGAAAGACAAAUAUGUAUUUUUCCGCAAUAGGCUUCAUUUACGAUGUUAAAAAGGGGCCUUUCUGGGAACAUAGCCCGAUGCUUUACGAUAUAUCCGGCGUUAAGGAGGGUUGGGGAAAGAUUAACAAGGGCAUGAUCAAGAUGUACAACGCCGAAGUCCUCUCAAAAUUUCCCGUCGUGCAACACUUUCCAUUUGGGUCUCUAUUCAGCUGGGAUCGAGAUCCUAAUGCAAUCUCUCCCCCACGUACAAUGCAUUCACUAUCAAGACAACAGCAGACAAAUGCAUUGACAGGCCAAGCCUCCGUUGCUUCGCAGGCCGCUAGUACCCAUGCUCCGUGGAGUCAGCCUGGCUCAUCAUUGCCUGGGUCUACGGCAGCUCCAGGGGCAGCGCCCACACCACGAGAAUCCUCAAUGUCUGGUACCGCUCAUCCUUCAGCAACCCGAAUGCCUCUUAGGACUACAUUAUCAGACUCAUCUAGAAACCAUCCAGGACCAAUGGCACCGACUCGGGCGCCUUGGGCACAGCAACCCCCGGCCGGGUCGUCUGAUGAUGCUUCUAACAUUCCGGGUCCAACUCGAGCACCGUGGGCCAAGCAGCCAUGA